Emericellopsis cladophorae is the source of this 747-nucleotide messenger RNA. RefSeq lists its product as uncharacterized. The transcript has a single exon. Lineage: Eukaryota; Fungi; Ascomycota; Sordariomycetes; Hypocreales; Bionectriaceae. The record is from RefSeq and is a predicted model, not a curated record. Bases 1 to 747 code for a protein of 248 amino acids.
AUGUAUAUAUCCGCUCUUCUUUCUUGCCUUUUAUGCGCUGUUGCACUGGCUAAAGACAAAGCCAAGACAAGCGGCACGGUGUGGGUGACGCCCCACGAGAGCUACUCCUCGUCCGUUGGUGUGCUGGGUUGCAAGAUCAACACCGACCGUGUCGCGUACUGGCCCGCCUCCGUGGAUUGCACCAACAUCUGCGUGUCUCUCAGCUACGAGGACCGCGAGGUCAAGCUCCUCCGGAUCGACCAGUCCCAGGGUGCCUACGAUGUGAGCUACGACGCCUGGAACUGGCUCUACACGGGCAAGUCCGCGACGGACGAACCCACGGCCGGCGGCGCCGUUGAAAUGGAGUUUGAAAAUGUCAAGGCGUCCGAGUGCAAGAGCCUCAUCGAGACAGAGGGCAAGAAACUGCCCCUCAGCGCGGCCAACAGCAUGAAUUUCCUGGCAAGUUGUCUCGAGGACGAGAACAGCUGGGUCGCCGAGAAUUAUGUUCUCUUCAACAUUGCCGAUCCCAUCUGCUCACGCGGCCACGACGAGGAGUGCGACCUGGACUGGCCUGAUGCGAACCAGGCUACGUGCCCGCACACGCUGGGCGAUGCGCCAGAGCUCAAGGACGACCCUGUGUACAACGUGCGGUACCCUACCGGAGAGCGGUAUGAAGCCUCGACGGGGUUGGACGAAGAUGAUGCGGCGGGUAGUGUGGGCGUGUGGGCUGGCCUGCUGGCGGCGAUGGCAGUGUUUGUGAUGGUUUGA